Molecule: messenger RNA, 2752 nt
Organism: Oncorhynchus keta (chum salmon)
Lineage: Eukaryota; Metazoa; Chordata; Actinopteri; Salmoniformes; Salmonidae
Product: Krueppel-like factor 12
Exons: 4
Coding region: 1541-2617 (358 amino acids)
Biological process (GO): regulation of transcription by RNA polymerase II
Molecular function (GO): RNA polymerase II cis-regulatory region sequence-specific DNA binding; DNA-binding transcription factor activity, RNA polymerase II-specific
Source: RefSeq, a predicted model, not a curated record
UCUAUGGAGAGCUUCCUUUAUGUGAUCUAUAAAGAGCUUCCUGUAUGUGAUCUAUAAAGAGCUUCCUUUAUGUGAUCAGUAUAACACUGAACAGAGGAGAUGGAAACAGGAGUAUUUAUUUUUAUCCUUUAUUUAACCAGGCAAGACAGUUAAGAACAUAUUCUUAUUUUCAAUGACAGCCUAGGAACAGUGGGUUAACUGCCUUGUUCAGGAUCAGAACGACACCUCUACACUCUAACCACUAGGCUACCUGCCACCUCUACACUCUAACCACUAGGCUACCUGCCUCCUCUACACUCUAACCACUAGGCUACCUGCCACCUCUACACUCUAACCACUAGGCUACCUGCCUCCUCUACACUCUAACCACUAGGCUACCUGCCUCCUCUACACUCUAACCACUAGGCUACCUGCCUCCUCUACACUCUAACCACUAGGCUACCUGCCUCCUCUACACUCUAACCACUAGGCUACCUGCCACCUCUACACUCUAACCACUAGGCUACCUGCCUCCUCUACACUCUAACCACUAGGCUACCUGCCUCCUCUACACUCUAACCACUAGGCUACCUGCCUCCUCUACACUCUAACCACUAGACUACCUGCCACCUCUACACUCUAACCACUAGGCUACCUGCCUCCUCUACACUCUAACCACUAGGCUACCUGCCUCCUCUACACUCUAACCACUAGGCUACCUGCCACCUCUACACUCUAACCACUAGACUACCUGCCUCCUCUACACUCUAACCACUAGGCCACCCUGCUACCCUGAGUGGAACGAGGAGAGAUGGUGUCUGUAGAGAGCUGUGGUUAAGAACAACCCAGAUGUCUACUGUCAGCUUGUCGAUCAAUAACAUCAGCCCGUUUAACAGCACAGUGUCACAGGGUUAUCUUCAGUAAAACGGGCUUCGACCCCCCCAGAGAGCGAAACAGGAGGCCAAGCUCAGUGUCACAGGGUUAUCUUCAGUAAAACGGGCUUCGACCCCCAGAGAGCGAAACAGGAGGCCAGACAGACAGACAGACAGACAGGCAGGCAGGCAGGCAGGCAGGCAGGCAGACAGACAGACAGACAGACAGACAGACAGACAGACAGACAGACAGACAGACAGACAGACAGACAGACAGACAGACAGGGACAGGACAGGACAGGACAGACAGACAGACAGGCACAGGCAGGCAGGCAGGCAGGCAGGCAGGCAGACAGACAGACAGACAGACAGACAGACAGACAGACAGACAGACAGACAGACAGACAGACAGACAGACAGACAGACAGACAGGACAGAGCUAUAGGUGGAAGGGCUUCUGUGGUUAAAGUGUGAGCUGGUCCGACGGCGACGGCUGUCUGUCUGAGAGGAAGUUGCAUUGUGGGUUGUAUGUCUGACUGAACACUGAAAGCACCACAGGUCUCUCUACGACCCAGAGACCGGAAGCUGCCAGUCAAGAGGAUGUUACAGUGCGACUGGACACAGGCUGUUCGCGGUUACCUUGACCAAUGUUUUAGGUUGUGGUUUAAUGUUCCUUUUCAAAUAAACCAAUGAAAUCCUAUUUUGGCUCUCUGGACAGCCGUGGGCGGGACAUCAUGCUGUUGAUCGAUGGGAUGCCUGCCGUCAGCGUCCAAUCAGAGUCUCUGGAGCCUCAGAGAACGUCUCUGUUGGUGUUGUCCCCUCCUGAGAUGGACAGGGUGGUUCUGAAGAGGAAGAUGUUCAGCCCAGUACCUCCAAGUCCUCCAGACACACAACCCUGUAACCCAAACUCUUUCCAGCCCCAGACAGAGCCUGUAGACCUGUCCACCAGCAGGUCCAGGACAUCUCCGACAUCCACAGGAUCCCUGUGCCCCCUACCGUCCACCUCCAUCACCAAGCCUUCCUCAUCAUCAUCCUCCUCCUCCGUCAUUACGUAUGUCCCAAAUACUCCUGCUAUAUCAGCGGCAGGUCCCGGCGUGAGAGUCCUUUGUGGUUAUGUCCGAGAGUACCUCCUCACACCCCUCUCCUCCAGCCCCGCCCCUCUUCAGGCCCACCGUACGCCCGUAGUGGUACGGCCCACACCCUUCUCCUCCAGCCCCGCCCCUCUUCAGGCCCACCGUACGCCCGUAGUGGUACGGCCCACACCCCUGCUCUACACCAACCCAGCACACAGCAGAACCCUGCUGGUACCCCGACGUCCACAUCACCAUCACCGUGGUGACGGCCAGGAUGAUGAGCUGCCGACAACGAGACUGGACAGUGUGACAGAGAUGGGACAGGUUGUAACCAGAGUGGGCCAUGACUCCAUGUUAGCCGGUGGUAUCCAGAGCAUGCGGGUAGGUCAUGUGACCAGGUCAGAGGUCAGGGGGCGUGUCCGUAGGUGUGUCCACAGGUGUGAGUUUUACGGCUGUAACAAGGAGUACACCAAGAGUUCCCACCUCAAGGCCCACAGACGCACACACACAGGUGAGAAGCCGUAUAAGUGCACGUGGGACGGGUGCACGUGGCAUUUUGCCCGUUCUGACGAGCUGACCCGCCAUUACAGGAAACACACGGGGGUGAAGCCCUUCAGGUGUGGCGACUGUCAACGCUCCUUUUCCCGCUCAGAUCACCUGGCCCUGCACAGACGCAGACACACACUGAUCUGAGGAGGGGGGACCUGGCCCUGCACAGACGCAGACACACACUGAUCUGAGGAGGGGGGACCUGGCCCUGCACAGACGCAGACACACACUGAUCUGAGGAGGGGGGACCUGGCCCUGCACAGACGCAGACACACACUG